GUAGCUGACAAAAGCCAACAGAGUAUUUCCUAAGACCGAUCGGAGUGGAACUACGAGUAAUCACGAGCGAGUGUACAAGACUGGAGGAUCCGAAGCGGCUGUAAGGAUCGAAGUGGGGUACUGAGUCGAUCUAAGAAACCGGCGCAGCUAUAAAGACACUAAUACCCACGUCGGUACUGUUCAGCUACACUCAUCGGAUCUACUACAACAGUCAGUACAUCUUCUAAACAUCAUCAUGCCUGGCGCAACCGCUAUCGUCCUCUACCCUCGCAAGGAGGGCUCCACUUUUGACAAGGAGUACUAUCUCAAGACACACAUGCCCCUCGCCAUGAAGCACUGGGGCCCACACGGUCUGAAGUCCUACGCCGUCAGCGAACUCAGUGCCGAUGGCCCAUACUCCAUCUCCUCCGUCAUGGAGUUUGACAGCCAAGAAGCUGUUGGAAAGGCUAUGCAGGAUCCAGGAACCAAGGAGAUCAUGGACGACGUAAAGAACUUCACCAACUCAGAACCCAUCUUGGUUCACGGCAACAUUAUCGGAACGAGUUAAGCUUGGAACCAAAUGGAAGAAACGUCGGCCGAUGAUGAUGAGUGAUGGAUACGAUGACGGGCCUCAUGCAGGGCGAGUAGUGGAGACGGACGUGGGAUGAGGUUAGCGGCGUGAAAGCUGCAUGGAGGGGUAGCUUCGUAGCUGAGAUGCCCCGCACUUCGUCCUCCCGAGGCAUCUCACAUCCACUCACGAAUACAUGCUCCAUCUUGCUCGCAUCCUUAGUCAACCAAAGUGAUUCCAGACACUCUACUGAUCAUGAUAAUUCUAGUGGAAGUUCGCUAGUAUCAGAGUAUGCCUGUGG
Messenger RNA from Alternaria alternata, 848 nucleotides. RefSeq lists its product as hypothetical. NCBI's taxonomy places the organism in Eukaryota, Fungi, Ascomycota, Dothideomycetes, Pleosporales, Pleosporaceae. Gene Ontology annotation, molecular function: oxidoreductase activity. The record is from RefSeq and is a predicted model, not a curated record. The coding region runs from base 236 to 547 and encodes 103 amino acids. The transcript is spliced from 2 exons.